AUGGAUAGAGCAGCAGACUAUUUGAUGAAAUUUGUUAUUGUAGGAUUUGAUCGUGCUGGAAAAUCCUCUUUAGUCCUUACAUAUGCUGGCGAAGGUUUUUCUGAAUACUACGUGAAUACAAUUGGAGUUGAUUUUAAAGUUAGAUCAAUGGACAUUCUCGGAAAGCUUAUAAAAUUCCAAUUAUGGGAUACUGCAGGCCAUCCAAGAUUUCACGUUAUAACAAAUUCAUAUUUUCGAGGCGCAAGUGGACUUAUAAUCGUAAUGGACUUGACAAAUCCAUCGGCAUUAGACAAUGCUAAAUAUUGAAAAGGUGAGCUUAAUAAGCAAUUUUCAGAUGAAAAACCAGUUUUACUUAUUGGAAAUAAAACAGAUCUUCAUAGAGCAAUUACUUAUGAAGAAGCUAAAAGGCUUGCAGAUGAAUGAGGAAUAAUUUAUAUAGAGACUUCUGCCAAAACAAAAUAUAAUGUUAAUAAAGCAUUUGAAAUUUUAAUUCGAAGUGCAUUGCAUGCAAUCCAAAAUCCAAACUUAUAUAAAAUAUCUUAA
This is a messenger RNA of Blepharisma stoltei, 543 nucleotides long. The record is from the annotation of a GenBank genome assembly. NCBI's taxonomy places the organism in Eukaryota, Ciliophora, Heterotrichea, Heterotrichida, Blepharismidae.